Molecule: messenger RNA, 5163 nt
Organism: Ornithodoros turicata
Lineage: Eukaryota; Metazoa; Arthropoda; Arachnida; Ixodida; Argasidae
Product: telomerase-binding protein EST1A-like
Exons: 20
Coding region: 6-4115 (1369 amino acids)
Biological process (GO): nuclear-transcribed mRNA catabolic process, nonsense-mediated decay
Cellular component (GO): telomerase holoenzyme complex
Molecular function (GO): telomerase RNA binding; protein binding; telomeric repeat DNA binding
Source: RefSeq, a predicted model, not a curated record
GUAAAAUGGCGGAUAAAGCUCCUAGGACGAUUAGGAAUGGAGUAAACAGAAUGGAACAGUCACAAAGUGCUAAACGACAGCCUGUAAACUAUAAAGAAAAUGAAAACCGAGCCAGGCAAGACAAAGCCGAGGGACGGAAAACAAAGCCAGAGUUGGCACUCUACCGUCCCGGCAUGGGACUGGCACAGAAGGCCAGACAGGAGGCGCGGGACUCCAAGCCACCCGACGAGCAGGUGACCGCGGCAUUCAAGGAGAUGCACUUAAAGGACGGCCCUGCGGGCAGUCGUCGCUGCAAGCGUCCGGACCAGCAGGUGUACGUCCCGAAGCACCUGAAGAGCGAGCAGGCCAGCGCUCGGAUAAUGGAUUCGCGGAACGCGAACCUGGAGAACGCCGCCAGUAUCAGGGUGCCGGUGGCAGAGGCCCUUCCCAGGAGUGUGCAGAGUAACGACAGGACACCCGGAACCCCUACGGCAGAAACUCCGAUCAGAAGAGACACCGUGCCACACGCGCCAUCUACCAGAUGGUCGCACAAGGACAGCGGGGAUUCUGUGAAUGCCUUCAAAUCCGAGAACAACUGCAACAUCCAGCAACACUGUAGUCCCGCGGGUGACGGCCUCGUCGUCACAAACGCGGAAAGAACAGACGGCAGACGGAGACCCGCGGCGCAAAAGGAAGACUGUAGGACGCGGAGAUCGGCACCGUUAAGCAGGGAGCCGCCGAGGCACGUUGCACCACCGAGGCAGAGGACACUCAGCUACGGCGACCACGCGGAAGACGUGCUUCCUCAUUCCGCGAGGACGAGCGGAAGAAAGAAAAAGCACAGACCCAAGGAGGAGAGGGGCAAGUGCAUCGCCAAUGGGAUCUGCAACAAGUCGCACGGUGCAGCCGAAGAAGAUUGGGAGGGCGACCUCUUAGUGGUAACAAACACGGCUUUUGCGUCGCAGACGAGAAUGGACACGUUGAACGUCGACAGUCUGAGUGAACUAACAGCCUCCUCUCAACACGGCGACCUCACAAAGAACGAGAGCAGCAGAAGCCCCGCGGAAAACGCGGACGAGCACAUCGUUUCGAAGUCGCCGGAAUUCAUCAAGGACUGGAGCGCCGUGGUCGCGGAAGAAGACGACCGACUGUGCUGCUCCCCCGUGGAGAGCCUGCAGAACGACCGGACCGAACCGUUACCGGGACCAGAUACGAGGCGCAGGAACAGCGGGGGCGACGCCGUUCGGAGGCCGAGCGAAAGCGCGAAAGUCGGCAAGAGCUCGGACCAGCAGGUUCCGCCGCGCUUCCAGAAGAAGGUCCCCACCACCCCGAGUCCGCCGAGGCUGGAGGCCGGAAAGGCGGGUCUCCUCCGCAUCCCCAGCAGCGUGCGUCUCGGAGAGGGCGAGGAGGGCUCGGUGCAGGACAAGCCCCUGAUCGCAGUGAAGCCCCAGCCGCAGGUCCCCGUGGGCGGCGGUUACGGCCGCGGAACGCCGUCCGUGUACAGCCCGCCGUACGAUAUGGCCCCCUUGCUGCAGUACGCGGGCACGGUGCCCUGCGGGUACCAGCAGGGCGCGCCGGGAUCUGGGAUAGUUCCCGUCUACCACAGCGACCAGGUCAUGGCGCCUGACGUCUACGGCCGCAGUCGGAUCAAACCACUUGUAGAGAAGAAUCUCCACGAUGCGGCCCUGCUAGAGAGGGAGUUCAUGACCUACCUGUCAAAGGGGAUUCAGAACACGGACAUGAAGGCUAUGGGCCAUUGCAGAUGGAAGCUGCAGCUGCGCUACGAGAAUGUCAUUCUGGCCGACCCCCGCUACUGCGCUGAACGCAAUGUGGAGCAAGCCCUGUGGAAAUCCGCUUUCUACCACGGCAUCGAGACCUUCCGUCGUGCCAUGGAAGAGUGCCCCGAGCACAGGGAAGAGGCAAAGAUGCACUUGCUGGCGCUUGUCGACGAGGGCACAAUUUUCUACGAGAACUUGCUGGACAAGUUCCAGGAGACGUACGGCUUCAGCCUGAAGCCCUUUUUGGAGGCCGAAGGGGCGCCGCGGCCCCCAGGGUUGCCCGACUCUGUGCGGCUCGUCCUGAUUUCGGCGCAGAAGAUCUACAUCUGCCUGGGCGACCUCGCUCGUUACCGGGAGCAGGCACUCGGUACCACGAACUACGGACGAGCCCGAAAUUACUACCUCAAGGCACAGCAGCUCGCACCGAAAAACGGUCGACCUUACAACCAACUUGCCAUCCUCGCUAUAUAUGCGAGGCGCAAACUGGAUGCGGUGUACUACUACAUGAGAAGCCUCGCAGCGAGUAAUCCAUUCCUGACCGCAAGGGAGAGCUUGCUGGCAUUGUUCGAUGAGGCGAGGAAGAAGUACGAGCACAUUGAGAAGAAGCGUCAGGAGGAAAAAACGAAGCAGCCAGAGAGCCAGCUCAUUCGCCGGUUGUCCCAGUGCGGGGACGAGCGGCUGGAGGUGUGGAUCCGGCCAGACGGAACCAGUUCCCACCGGAGCAGUCGAGAUCUUCCCGAUGAUGGCCGGGGUGACGAGCUUGGGGAGCUCGAUAGGUUGUCUACUGUUGAGCUGAACAAGCGGUUCGUGCUUAGCUUUCUGCACGUACACGGAAAGCUCUUCACAAGGGUCGGAAUGGAAACCUUCUCAGAGACUGCCCAAAGGAUGCUGAUGGAGUUCCGCUGUCUGUUGCAACGUUCCCCUGCCGCCGUGGCAUCUGCGAGGCACCUGCAGCUUCUGUCCAUCAACAUGUUCACUGUGGCGAACACAUCCCUUAAAGAUAGCAACCUGGAUCCUCAGUGUCGGUCACUACUUCAGGAGCAGAGCUUACAGGUGACUCUUGCGCACGUGGCCAUCCUGUUAGAGCGUGCAGCAGCCCUUGUUGAGGAACAGGAGUCCAAUGAGGGACAGUCGCUACCCGAUGAUCUUCUAGAGUUGUUGCCCUGUCUCAAAGUGUGGACAGACUGGAUGUCUUGCCAAAAGCGGCUAUGGUCACCACCUCCAACGCCUUGCGACUACAACACCAGUGUCAAGGGCAACGUGUGGACAACGCUGGCUGAAUUGCUGACGGUCCUGAGGAAUGCCAAUCUGGGUCACAUCAAGUUUUUCAAGGAGCCUGCCGAAGAUCGUGAACUGGUAACCCUGCCCGAGGACUCUACUUUGGCUGGCUUUGUUCCCCUCUUGGGAGCUCCACAGGAGAACUACUACGUCCAGGUUCCUUGCAACAAAGAACAAGUGCGGAACUAUCUGCGGAUAAGUCGCAUCCAGUUCUUCGGGGACUAUCUCUGUGGGAUAUCGACACCGUACUUAGAGUUCAACGUUGAGAAGAAGCGCUUUGUAUCCCUUAUCACUGUCUCCGACGAAGACACAGACUCUGAAAAGGAGAUCACCUUUGACUCGUCUGACGAUGACCUUGACAUGUGCGACUCCCUGGAAGACCAGGAAGUGCCACUUAACUGUGAUGAAGACAGUGAGAUUCAGAAGCUGUGGUCCAAAAAAGAGCAGCUGCGUAAAGCAAAGGACCAGCGGGACCGGCAUCAGGCCUGCGUCCAGGCUGUGUUGCAGGAGCACCGCAACAAGCAGGCUACGAUGCUGGAGAUCCGACCCCGUUACCUGUUCCCAGACACCAACUGCUUCAUUGACCACCUGCCACUUCUGCAACGGCUCGUGGCAGACGGGCAUUUCCACGUCUAUGUUCCACUCGUCGUGAUUAACGAGCUGGAUGGCCUGACGAGAGGGACACGGCAGAGUAUGCACCAGAGUGUGGAACACCUGCACAAGGUGGCCACCACAGCCAAGGCAGCACUCAACUACCUGGAGGACCGCUUCAGCCACCGCGAACCCAAACUUCGUUGCGUCACCUCCAGAGGUUCCAUCCUGGACACCAUCUGCUUCCGUAGCGAGGAUGUCAGUGACAACAAGGGUACAAACGAUGAUCUCAUUCUUUCAUGCUGUCGGCACUACUGCAGCGACAGACCGGACCACCUCUUGCCGAGGGAGUUGGAUGCUCCCCUGAAGCUGUACAGAGAAGCUGUUCUCAUCACGGAGGAUCGCAACCUCUGCGUCAAGGCCCUCACCCACCACGUCCCGGUGCGAGACCUUCCGUCCUUCCUGCGCUGGGCGAACAUCAGCUCCUGAACGUCAGUCAUCCUGACCCCUCGACUCGAAAAACGGCAAAGCGGUGCAGCGGGAGCGACGUUCUGUAAGAUUGUCACUCUCCAGGCGCGCACCGUCGUGACCUCCUCGAGGUCGCAGUGUACGGAAUAAAACACCUUUCUUUAUGCGUUACGUCACGAGGACCAAAAGUGUGGUCCAUGGUCCAGCCAGCCUCCUACGCUUUUAAAUGUUUGUGCCUAUUCGUAAGAACGUACCGGCAACAUAUGACUGGUGAGCACUCGGAAUGCUGGCAGUGUGCUUUCACCUGCAUUGUCACGCUCAUGGAAAAAGUAAUGUGAAAUUAAGCGUUCGGACACUUUGCACUUUUUUUUUUUUAAAGUGUUUCGCAAAAAAAUGGGCCGCUUCUUGAGUACGGUCCCAGUUGCUUCUGCACGCCAUUGGGUGACUGGCCUAGAGCAAUAGAAAUGUGCUUGCCCGCAGGUGGCGACUGCAACCUUCUUUCGUUUUGAAGCCCCACCUGUCGGCAAUUGAGGGAGACGAUAGGCAUGGAGUACUGUGUGUGAGCUUGACUGGCGUGAUGUGUUUGCGCGUCUCAGAGUAGUUCAGACGACUUAAGUCCCUCCUUCACUCACGCAAAACGUUGUGCUUGUGCACCAUAAAUAAUAGAGUGGGUGUAGCCGUGGGAACCUCCGCCGUUGCACAGGCGCUCACCCGUUUAUGCCUUAUGAGAUGGUGUGUGUGUGUUUCAGGACAAAUACUCAGGAUUUUUAUACCAUCUCGUCGAUUGUUGCAGCCUUGUUCCAGCGUUUCCAAGGGCCACGUUGGUUGGGCCCGUAUCUUGUGUUGUUGUACAUGCGGAUACUCUUUUUGUUGCUCGUAGUAUAUUAGUAAUGGUUGUGAUUCAUGUACAGAGAGAGAGCACUUCUGAUUCCUUUGCCUGGCAUGGAAAAUGUCUCUCAUUUGAUCGACCUUCCCAUUGCAGCAUUUCGUGGAGCAUUCUGUUUUACUGUACAUUUCAUUGCACUUACUGAACAUGUGGUGAUUAAACUUCAGCAUGCAUGUCCCAUAA